Messenger RNA from Otolemur garnettii (small-eared galago), 1510 nucleotides. RefSeq names its product UBA like domain containing 1 (gene UBALD1). The transcript has 3 exons. The coding region runs from base 83 to 757 and encodes 224 amino acids. NCBI's taxonomy places the organism in Eukaryota, Metazoa, Chordata, Mammalia, Primates, Galagidae. The record is from RefSeq and is a predicted model, not a curated record. Gene Ontology annotation, molecular function: protein binding.
UCCUCGCAGGCUCUGAGCUGUUGUUCCCGCCCAGCUUCGGCCUGGCGCCGCCGGCGGGGGCGCCGGGACUACAUCUCCCAGCAUGCCGCGGCGGCCGCGAGCGAGGCGAGGCUGGGUGAGUCAGAGCCGCACGGUAAAUAUUUGUAUUAGCCGGAGCCGGCUCGCUAAUGGUGGACGCGUGAGGCGGCGGCGAGGGCGGCCGGAGGGGCAGCGCAGCGGCGCCAUGUCCGUGAACAUGGACGAGCUCAAGCACCAGGUCAUGAUCAACCAGUUCGUGCUGACGGCGGGCUGCGCGGCCGACCAGGCGAAACAGCUGCUGCAGGCGGCCCACUGGCAGUUCGAGACAGCCCUCAGCGCCUUUUUCCAGGAGACCAACAUCCCCUACAGCCACCACCACCACCAGAUGAUGUGCACUCCCGCCAAUACCCCUGCCACGCCCCCCAACUUCCCUGAUGCCCUCACCAUGUUCUCUCGUCUCAAGGCCUCUGAGAGCUUCCACGGUGGCAGCAGUGGCAGCCCGAUGGCCGCGACAGCCACCUCGCCUCCACCGCACUUCCCCCAUGCUGCCACUGGCAGCUUCUCGGCACCCAGCUGGCCAACUGCGGCCUCGCCCCCAGGGGGCCCACAGCACCACCAGCCACAGCCACCCCUGUGGACUCCAGCACCCCCUUCCCCGGCUUCAGACUGGCCACCCUUGGCUCCUCAACAAGCUGCCUCAGAACCGAGGGCCCACCCUGCCAUGGAGGCAGAGAGAUAAGAGAGGCCCCUCCCCCCUCCCGGAGGCCAGGACCCCGUGGGGCGGGGGAGAGGACAUCUCCACGGGCCCCUUCACCCCUUCUCUGUCUGCACCCCUUACUCCCCAGAGACCUGGAGGGAAAAGACAGGACUCUAGCCAAGCAGGGUCAUGUCUUGUGCCAGCAUGCACGGCUGCACGCACGCAAGUUAUGGACACAGGCACGUGGCACCCAGUGCGCUUGGAUUUGGUUCAAAAUGGUUUGGGUGUCUGGUGGACAGAACUUCAGAGGCCAAACAGCCUUCCCUCAAGGACUCAUCUGCCCCGCCCUGCCCCAGAUUAGGGGGUACUGCGGGAAUUGCCCUGUGGAGACAAUUGGCUCCUGACUUGGAGCUCCGUGGGGGCCGGCAGGCCCAGAUCCCCACCCUCGGGGGUACAGAGCUCUCCGCAUGUGUGCGUGUAGCUGUGUCUGUGUAUUUAUAUGUACAUUGCUCUUCAAAAAGCAACCUAGCACAUGGGGCAGCUGGACUUUGCAUGUUAGAGUGAGCCCCAGACCCCUCACCCACUGCCACCCCCCGGGCCCUGCCUCACCUGCCCCUUCAGCAGCCAGUGUUGCUGUGCCUGCCAACAAAAGGGUCAUGGGAAACUCCAUGACCUUCCAACCCACCCUCAGCACCUGUCUGCUGGGGCUGCCUGCAUGUCACCCCUAGAGCCCAGCGUACCCAUGUCCAUUUCCUUUCCCCCUUUUAACAAAAGAGAAGAAAGAAUUCCAAACCA